AUGGGACCGGGAUGCUCGUCACUGGCGUAUGGAGCGUUACAAGAGCUUGGGCCGUUUAGAGUGCACAGCGACGGCAAAACGCUUUUCAGAAACCGAUAUGCAUGGAACAAUGCUGCGAACGUGCUCUUCUUAGAAUCGCCGGCGGGAGUGGGGUUCUCGUACACCAACACAACGUCGGAUCUCGAUAAGCACGGGGACAGGAACACGGCGGCCGAUAACUACAUCUUUUUGGUCCAGUGGCUGGAGAGGUUCCCAGAGUUCAAAGGCAGGGACCUGUACAUCGCCGGUGAGAGCUAUGCCGGCCACUAUGUUCCCCAGCUUGCACAUACUAUCCUUCGCCACCACCCGACGAGCUUCCUCAAUCUCAAGGGGAUUCUGAUGGGAAAUGCGGUGAUCAACGACGAGACAGACUUGAUGGGCAUGUACGACUUUUUCGAGAGUCACGCGCUCAUCUCCGAGGAUUCUUUGGUUAAACUCAAGAAUAACUGUGAUCUCAAGACGGAGUCUGCGAGUGUGAUGACAGAGGAGUGCGCGGUGGUGUCGGACCAAAUCGACAUGAACACGUAUUACCUGGACAUCUACAACAUAUACGCUCCCUUGUGCCUCAACUCCACGCUCACUCGCAGGCCCAAGAGAGGAACCACAAUAAGGGAAUUCGAUCCGUGCAGUGACCAUUACGUGCAGGCCUACCUGAACAGGCCGGAGGUCCAGGCGGCCUUGCACGCAAACGCUACGAAGCUGCCUUACGAGUGGGAACCGUGCAGCAGUGUGAUAAAGAAGUGGAACGACAGUCCCACCACAGUGAUUCCUCUCAUCAAGGAGCUGAUUGGUCAGGGCGUCCGUGUCUGGGUCUUCAGCGGGGAUACGGACGGGAGAAUUCCGGUCACGUCCACCAAAUACUCGCUUAAGAAGAUGAAUCUAACGGCCAUAACGGCUUGGCAUCCGUGGUACCUAGGGGGAGAGGUGGGAGGAUACACAGAGGAAUACAAAGGGAAGUUGACAUUUGCCACCGUGAGAGGUGCUGGCCAUCAAGUUCCCAGUUUCCAGCCCAAACGCUCUCUUUCGCUCUUCAUUCACUUCCUCAAUGACACUCCUCUCCCUGACACCUCUCGUUACUAA
Molecule: messenger RNA, 1119 nt
Organism: Thlaspi arvense
Lineage: Eukaryota; Viridiplantae; Streptophyta; Magnoliopsida; Brassicales; Brassicaceae
Source: the annotation of a GenBank genome assembly